Haliotis rubra (blacklip abalone) is the source of this 1424-nucleotide messenger RNA. RefSeq names its product glycerol-3-phosphate phosphatase-like. Gene Ontology annotation, cellular component: cytoplasm. Lineage: Eukaryota; Metazoa; Mollusca; Gastropoda; Lepetellida; Haliotidae. The record is from RefSeq and is a predicted model, not a curated record. Gene Ontology annotation, molecular function: phosphatase activity.
AGGCAUAGGGCCUGACCAGGAAAUGAUAGAUGACUUCUAUCCAGAAUGGUUGACAAUGAAGUUGGAUCCUGAGGUGAACUGUGUUAUGGUUGGGUUUGACAAGUACUUGAGCUAUCCCAAAAUACUGAAAGCCAGCAGUUAUCUGAAGAAACAAGAUACUGUCUUCUUAGCAACAAAUGAAGAUAGCAAUCUACCGCGAAGGGGGGACAUUGUUAUUCCUGGAACUGGAACAAUGGUCCAUGCGGUGAAAUGUGCCAGCCGAAGGGAUCCAAUUGUUUUAGGAAAGCCAGAAAGGCCGAUGUUUGAUGUCCUACAAAAGGCACACAACCUUGACCCAGCUCGAUGCUGUAUGGUUGGUGACCGAAUCAACACUGACAUAGGACUGGCCAAGGGGUGUGGGUUGAAGUCGCUUCUUGUACUGAGUGGUGUGUCGAUGGAAGCAGAUGUUAACCCUGAAUCAAGCAUCUUCUCCAAGGAGCAGUUUCCGGAUUAUUACACGUCAACUCUUGGGGACCUGGAGAAGCAUCUCCAAAACUCACAACAAAAGAGUUGAUGAUGAAUGAAGUUUAAGAUAUUAAAUCAUAUUGUUUUUAUUGUUUUUGACUUUUCGACAGGCCAGUGUUUUCUUCAUCAGGGCUCGAUUUAAGAGAUGUUCACCUACUUGCACAGGGUGCAACCUAAGAUAAAAACCUUGUUGCACCAGCCAAAUUCCAGUUGCACUGCUUUUAUUGCAAAAUAUAAUGAAAGAAAUAUGUUAUUGAAUUAUUGUUUUAUUCAGAAAUUUUACACACUCAAAAAUUGACUUGCACUUGGUUCAGUUUAGACCAAUAACCUGGUUGCACAUUUCGUAAUAUAGGGUUGCACUAGUGCAAGUAACAAAGCACUUAAUUGAGCCCUGUUUAUUAUUAUUUAUUUACUACUUUGUUCUGUUGCAUGUGUUUUUUUCAUUCUUUUCUCCACAACAUGUAUUGUCCAUGCUUGACAAUGGUACAUGGAACUAUACCUAUUAUGUUAUAUCUAUAAUAACAAACUUGUGAUCCAUUAACAUUUUGUCUGAUUUAUAAUGUUUUGUUAACUUUUUAAACCUGCCAUACAUUUGAAUGGGUAAUGUAAAGGUGCAGAGCAUCAUUUUUGAAAGACUUAGAAGUAUUAAACAAUCCUGUCGAUUCUUGUGCAAUAACUUUUUAAAUUUGUUUUGAAUGUUUGCCAGUGUUAUUGUUUUUGUGAAAUAUCAUGCUACUCAGGUGCUUCUGUCAUAGGUGAGAAAUAAGAAUGUGAGCUUUUGGCAACCACUUAACAUUGGUUUAGCUUCACAUCUGACCAUGGAUCAUUAUACAUAUAAAGUUGUUUGUCUCGUUUUUCUGUCCAUCAGUAUAUCCAGUUGUAUGUUUGCUCAAGCAAAAAUAAAACAGAGAAGUUUUCAA